GAGGGAAGAGCAUUAUGAAAAAGAAAAAAAGUGAGAGAGAAAGCUACAGUAUAAAGCAAGAGAUAAAGCAAGCACUCUGGAGGAGUGGUCUUCAAUCUCCUCUAAAGGAUUUAGAGUUAUAUUUCUCCAUCACACUCGAAACACACACACACACACACACCUGCUGUGGAUAUGCCGUUCACUGUUGUGCUGGAUGGACCCGCGCCGUGGGGCUUUCGACUUAUUGGAGGACGGGACUUCAGCCAACCCCUUACCAUCGCCAAAAUAUCACCAGGAAGUAAAGCUGCCAGAGUCAACCUCUCUCCUGGAGACAUCAUCUUUGCGAUAGAUGGAGUUUCUGCAGAAAACAUGAUGCACUCAGAGGCCCAGACUCUAAUCAGGGAUGCCACCCAUCAGCUCAGACUUACUGUUGAGAGACCAGAGACUAAGUUGUGGUCACCAAAUGUCACUGUGCACAACAAAAGCCAUCCAUUUAAAAUGAACCUAGAGGCAGAGCGACAAGAGUACACACCAAUAGGAACAGGCCAUAAUCGAAGGGCUUCACCCUUUGUGGCCGCCGCUAACAUCGAUGAAACACGUCAGGUGGUGAGCCCAACCUACAACUCCCCUAUCGGCCUUUACUCUUCAGGCAAUAUUUCAGACGCCUUACAAGGACAGCUGAAGGGCCUCAUCCCUAACAAACCAGAAAGUCCCAGGAAGCUUAGCAACAUAGAGGAGUCAGAUGUAUAUCAAAUGCUGCAGAGAAAUGAGGAUGAAGACGAGCCCCAUGAACCAAGACAGUCGGGAUCCUUUAAAGCCCUACAGAGCUUUAUCAACAGUGAGGGUACACAUCCAUUAGUGACGAGGAAAGUCUAUGCACCCACGACCAAGCCAUCUGCUCCGGCGGGGAACUUGCACAAGCUACCGAUGUGUGAUAAGUGUGGUAACGGCAUAGUUGGGACGGUUGUGAAGGUUCAGGAUAAGUUUCGGCAUCCAGACUGUUUUGUGUGCACCGAAUGUGAGGAAAAUCUAAAGCAGAAAGGAUACUACUUCAUAGAUGAUGAGCUAUACUGUGAAACCCAUGCUCAUGCCCGGGCAAAACCUCCUGAAAGUCCCGACCUUUGACCUUCUCGUUGUUCUUUUGAAUGCAUGAGGGCACCAAGGGAAGCUCAACUACUCAGUGCACAUCUUGUUAUAAGCACAGACACAAAGGUUUUACCACAAUUCAUGCACAAACAUGUCAGCCAAAUACUGAGAGAUACAUCUAUGGAUAGUGUAUUGUCAUGUGCGCUGUUUUGCACUUACUUUGUAGGAAUAGGGUGUGUUGACUGAAAUAAGUUUGUAUGAAUAAAGAUUUUGUUUUUGGAUAAUCAUAA
Messenger RNA from Carassius auratus (goldfish), 1355 nucleotides. RefSeq names its product PDZ and LIM domain 3a (gene pdlim3a). The record is from RefSeq and is a predicted model, not a curated record. The coding region runs from base 172 to 1104 and encodes 310 amino acids. Gene Ontology annotation, biological process: heart development; muscle structure development; actin cytoskeleton organization. The transcript is spliced from 7 exons. Gene Ontology annotation, cellular component: filamentous actin; adherens junction; stress fiber. Gene Ontology annotation, molecular function: actin binding; muscle alpha-actinin binding. NCBI's taxonomy places the organism in Eukaryota, Metazoa, Chordata, Actinopteri, Cypriniformes, Cyprinidae.